Helianthus annuus (common sunflower) is the source of this 3485-nucleotide messenger RNA. RefSeq lists its product as uncharacterized. The coding region runs from base 1 to 2655 and encodes 884 amino acids. The record is from RefSeq and is a predicted model, not a curated record. The transcript has 14 exons. Lineage: Eukaryota; Viridiplantae; Streptophyta; Magnoliopsida; Asterales; Asteraceae.
AUGAUGGUUUUAAGUGAUCGUCAGAAAGAGUCUAUUAAGGCAAUGGGUUUCGGGGGCUUGUUAGGUCUGAGUGUCAAUGGGAUUCCUGAGAAGUUAGCCUUCCAUGUGGUGGAUAGUUUUGAUGCGAAGUCGAUGACGUUAAACAUAGGUAACGCCAGCCUGGUGGUUGACGCGGGGUUGAUUAGCAAAUUGUUAGGGAUACGAAACACAGGUUUGAGGUUUGCUGAUGUCGAGGUAGCCAAGACGCUUCCUCCAUCGUUGAAGGCGUGGCGGGCACGCUUCCCACCAACAACUUACAAAGCCCCUUCAUUGAUUUCGGCCGAAAUACAGAAGGACACGUAUUCGGACAUGGCGUUUUUUCGUACCGAUUUUGCCUUGCUUUUCCUCACUGCGAUGGGCAGUUCACAGCAGAACGGUUAUGUCAAAGACAAGAUUUUGAAGCGUUUGACAGCGGAAACAAGAUACGAAGAUUACAAUUGGUGUGAAUUCAUUAUCGAGUGUUUGAGGAAGUGUAAGAAAAAAUGGAGGCCAUCGGACCCCAAGUGUUGCUGGGUUGGGCCGUUGACGGUCCUGACGUUGUUGUAUGUAGACUGCACGCAGCAGCCAGCGUGCAACACCGGCGUUGGGGUCCGCGCACUUCAUUACUGGACAAAAGAUCUUUUGACGCGUCGUCAGGACUACGAGAUAGCGAACGGAGGGUUCGGGCGUGGACGGGUGAAACCUCUAAGUGAGGCCCCAGCUGAAAACGGUGGAGCUGAACAGGCGAGCAUUGUGGAUGAAUGGUUACAAGAGUUAGCUGCUUUAAGGUCCAAAAUAGAGAAGACCUUAAGCGAUCGGUUGAACCUGGAUCCGGACAACGAGGAUCAUAGGAGGUUGAAGCGGAAAUACCUCGAAGUGUUAGACAUGUUGCCAUGUCUGCCGGAUGAGGGAUUAGAGACCUUCGAGGAAGGCGACAUGCUGAAUAGAACAGCCGGGGGUUCUUCCAGCCCUCCGUCCGCCCUAGCAGAGGGGGUUGAGCAAGCGGCGCAAGACGACACAAAUGUUGCUUCUGAUUCUGCCGACGAAUACGAAGAGUGUAAUUUAAAUGUGUUGAUAGCAGGUAUCGCCAAAACCGCAGUAGAGGGGGACGGCGCGAGCCUGAGAGAUGUAAGCAUAGUCUGUGACACCUUUCCAGGGACGCGUGGCGCUGCGGGUGGAGACGAUGCCGACGAUGGCGCCGAUGAACCAGAUAUGGGCAAUGUUGGGGCUGUUACCGCAUGUAGUGGCGGUGCUGGGUACAAGCAGGCUGAAAGUUUGGAGGGGGUGAAUCACGGGGAAGACCAGUUGGCGGUUGACAGCCAGGGUACAGUGAGCUUGGGGGAUAACAGUCAAGUCGAUGCUAGCGUGCCGGUCGAAACGAGAGUGGGGCGCUCGGAUGUUGAGAGCCCGGCGAAUGUUGGCAAGUCAGACUCGGGUGACGUUACGGGCGGUCCUGAAGCCACGCCCGAUGAUGGGAACAAAGAAACGGGCGCAACCGUCGACGACGGUGUUGAAAAUGCACAGGCGGAUGUUGAUGGGAGCCCACCUGCCGCCGACGUUUUGCAGCAGCAGGCUGCCUCAUUGCUUCGGCCCCUGGCUGUAUGCGGGCUGUUUGCUCCGUUGGUUGGAUCACCCAGGCUCGCAGCCGAAAUUGAAAAUGUUUCAGAACCUGGAACAGGGGUGGCCGCUGAACGGACUGAUGGCGUGACAACGGAAGGGGUGCAAGUGAGCGUUAAGACUGGCGGAGGUGUUGACGGUGGCAGAAGCCGGGUGGGGGGCAGUAGCCAGCCGAGUUUUAGCUUGGGGAUCUCGCAGGAAGUAGCGUGUGGCGCGGGAGCAGGCGAAAAAUCACCUGUAGCAGGUGUCCAGACUGACUUCGGACCCGGGCCUUCGGAUGAUCUGGACGUGUCGGCCACCAUAUCUAGCCCUGUCAGAAGCCCUCUAAGCUUCAAGUCAUGGGUGCGCGAAGGUGAGGCCCCUACGAAGGUUGAUGUUGCGUCGGGUAGCCAACCUAGUUUCAGUCUGGGGAUAUCGCAGAGUGUGCCUUGUGAGCGGCAGCCAAACGGGAAAAACUCGAGUAAUGAGGCCGGAUCGGGUUCCGUACGUAGUGGUGGUGCGGGCGGCACCGACGGUGCAAGAAGACGUUUAGGAGCUGAUAUCUGCGGCUGGGUCCCUAUUGCAACCCGGGGCCCGUUCGACAUGGCAGAGGGCAGUAAGCGCACGGGGACUGGGGGGCACUCGAAGCAAACGGAGCCUAUUCAAGCAAGACCAAUCAGAGCGUUUCACGAGAAGCCGCGCUUGCGUUCCAACCCUGAUGAUGUCGAGAUAGACCCAAAACAAAGCACGACGCUGGAACUUUCGGCAUGGCGGUUGCUUUUCCGUAAGCGGACAAAGAAUGGGCUGUUGAAGCAAGCACUAUUUGAAAUGACCGAGAGUGAUCCAUCCAUACAGGUCAACCCGGACGAUGCAUGCGAUAACUUUCCAUAUGUGAUGUUUGAAGACAUGUUUGGGGCACGGGUGGAAACUAUAGCCCUUCAAUCCCUGGAGAUUGGAAGCAAUGUAGCCGGGUCAGUAGUCGAUGCAUGGGCGCACGUCCUCAACGGUGACCCAAAAUUUUCAAUCCCCCGGGAUGCCUAGACGCUUGUUUUGCGUCCACACAGCCGUGGUUGACUGGAUGUUAAGCUUGGAGACAGACCCUGAUGGGGGUCGCGUGUCUGCGUUUGAAUGUGGGCUCAAGAGUAGCCUGGCCGGGCGACAUCACCUGCUGGACCUGCGAGCGUUCGACAUGGUCUUUGUGACAAUGCUAGAGGGAGACCACUACUACCUUGUAGUUUUUGAUUUGGAGGCCGAGUGCAUACACCUCGUUGACCACUUGGGCGACAGGGGGUCUGGGGCAUUGUUAAGGGAUGACGACAGCUAUAUCAUGAAGUCAACACCGUUUAAAGUGUUGGUGAAUCAUCCCAAAGCGACAGCAAUGCAAGCGAGUCUCAUUAUGCGCGAGGACCUUCCAUGGUCUACAACCCGCAGAAUUGUAGCGCCGUUUGUUGAGUCCGGCAUAUUCGCAAUGCGCCAUAUGGAACAGUUUGUGGGUUCCAGGCGAAGUUUCUUCUGUGGGUUUAGUGUCUACGGGGCGCGGAAAAAAGUCCAGUGCAAUUACUUACGCAAAAGGUAUGCUGCGGAGAUAAUGUUGUCCCCCGUGAACAAAUAUGGCGACGUCAUUCGACAUCGGUUGCAGUUUGUGUAGUCAUUGUUCUGACAUGUUAGCCAGUCACUUUUUUUUUGAAUGGGGGUAUUAUGGGUUGGGCGUCUUUUGGGGUGGUUUUUAGCAAGCUUAGACAAUGACUUUUUUGUUUUGGGACGAUUGACAGAUGUGUUUCUGUGGGUCACUAGGACAACCGCAUGUUGGUUGACUAAAAACACCCAGUAGGGGGUGGUUUUAAAAAAAAAAUUCCCUUUCCUUUUUUGUU